Messenger RNA from Pollicipes pollicipes, 1144 nucleotides. Its product is annotated as calcyphosin-like protein. The transcript has 4 exons. NCBI's taxonomy places the organism in Eukaryota, Metazoa, Arthropoda, Thecostraca, Pollicipedomorpha, Pollicipedidae. The record is from RefSeq and is a predicted model, not a curated record. Gene Ontology annotation, molecular function: calcium ion binding. The coding region runs from base 1 to 639 and encodes 212 amino acids.
AUGAACCGCCCCGCCACCGCCCAGACACGCAACGAACAGGAGAUGAUGGAGAAAUCCAAGCGCGCGCUGGAGACGGCCACCGACCCCGUGGAGAAGCUGCGCUUGCAGCUGCUGUCCAGGGGAUCAUCUGGCAUCAUCGGUUUUGGCAGGGUGUUCCGUCGCAUGGACGACGACAAGAACCGCAUGCUGAACCUGGAGGAGUUCGGCGAGGGCAUGCGGGACUCCGGCCUCAAGCUGAAUGACGCCGAGCUCAAGGCCAUGUUCCAGGCGUUCGACAAGGACAAGUCGGGCUCCAUCAGCUUCAACGAGUUCCUGGAGAAUAUUCGCCCCCCAAUGUCGGCCGCCCGGCGGAACGUGCUGAUGGAGGCGUUCCGCAAGAUGGACACCAGCGGCGACGGCGUGCUCAGUCUGGAGGACAUUCGGCAGACGUACAGCGUCGACUCGCACCCCAAGUACAUUAGCGGCGAGCUCACCAAGGACCAGAUCCUCAAUCAGUACCUGGCCAACUUCGAGAAGAACGGCACGGUCGACGGCAAGGUGACCAAGGAGGAGUUCAUCGACUACUACUCGGGCGUCAGCGCCUCCGUCGACACUGACGCCUACUUCGACCUCAUGAUCCGAAACGCCUACAAGUUGUAGGCGGCCGGCCGGAGGCGGGGCUCGGGAGUCUGCACGGCCAGCGCGUGCCACACCGCGCCGGGCCCGGCCCGGCCGGCGGAGAACGGCGCCAUCUUUGACUGGAGCGUCUGCCACGAGGUUCCUCGCCCAGACGUCGCUGAUGGCUCGGGGAGGUCGGGCGGUCGCGAGGGGCCCGGCGGAAGCCACUAGCAGGCGGUGCCAACGGCGGCGUCCCGAGCACGAGCUUCAGCCGCCCAGAACGGGCCACUGACGAUCAGGAGGCGCCCUGCUGACGCCCCGAGCGCGCCCCUGGACGCGUGCGGAAUGCGCUUGAUGUUCGGCAGGUACACCGGCAUGUGAAGGCAGGGUACGUCGGAGCCGCCGCAUCCCUUCUCCGUUAAUUGCGGAUGCGACGCUAUAUUCUCAGAGGCUUCCUGUGUGACGUCAGGUAGAAUAACUGUGUAGGACUCUUGUCACUUGGUAACAUAUGGUAAGGUUCACUGGUUUAAUAAAGGGCAGAGCCGGA